Messenger RNA from Macrosiphum euphorbiae (potato aphid), 348 nucleotides. The record is from the annotation of a GenBank genome assembly. NCBI's taxonomy places the organism in Eukaryota, Metazoa, Arthropoda, Insecta, Hemiptera, Aphididae.
AUGGGACAUACAGGAUCAUUUGUAAACACCAAGCAUGGGUACAUAAAAUCACAACUUCCAAACGCACCAGCUUUCACAUCAGAAGAACGCUAUGCACUUGCUAUGUUAGCUUUAGGAAGUAUUAAAUGCAAUAGACCAACAUUUUUUUUUGGAUUAAAAGAAAAUGUAUCAAUCGCAUCUAAAUCAGAAGAUAUACAAAAUAUUGAUAAAGAUGUUCAAAUAUUGGAGAAUACAUCAAAUGACAUAAGAUAUAUUGAAUCAUCAAAUGAUUUACAGAAUAAUAUAGAAUGUCCGAUCAAUGAAGAGUCAUUUAUGCAAAUAGAAACAUUAUUUAUAAUAUUCUUAUAA